AUGCAUGCUUUUAAGAUAGAAAAAGAAAAUAUUAAAAAGAAAAUAGAUGAAGGUAUUUUUAAGACAUGCUCAAAACCAAGCUCAGCAACAGCAUCAUGGUGGCAUACGUUCUUACGAAUUAAAGAUGGAGGUGGUGCAGCUUCUACUAGCAAAAGUCAAGAUAUUUCUGAUAUGUUUAGCAAAGAUAAAAUUUCUUUAACAAGUAGCAAAGCUGCAUUCGCUGAAGCAUGUGCUAAGUUUUGUGCAUAUGACCUGCGCUCUUUUGAAACGGUCAAUGGUCAGGGUUUUGAACUAUUAUGUCAAUCAUUAUUGGAUAUAGCGCAUAAACAUCCUCAUCGGAUUCAAGCAAAAUCUAUCAUUUCCGAUCCAACAACGAUAUCUCGUAAAGUACAAAAACUAGCUGAAGAAAAUCGUUCAGAACUAAUUAAUAGGCUAUUGUUUGAUUUAAAGAAGAUAAAAUUGUUUGGUAUAACAACUGAUUUUUGGAAGAAUAAAUAUUCUUCUGAGAGUUAUUUAACACUUACACUUCAUUACAAUAAAGGUGGUGUUAUGAAUAAUUUCGUACUAAAAACUGUUUUAUUUAGUGAUGCCAAAACAGGCGAAAACACAAAACGAAUGAUAUGGAACAUCCUUAAAUCAUAUGAUAUUAAUCCUGAUUCAUACGAAAUUAUUUACAUCACGGAUAAUGGUUCGAAUCUAAUAUCUGCCUUAAAUGGCGAAGCACACAUUCGGUGUAUUUGCCACUGCAUCAAUUUAGUAGUUUCACAAAGUAUUGAAGCAUGUCCAAGCAUUGACUUAAUUGUAGCUCAGUGUCGAGACUUAGUUUGUCAUUUCAAGCGGUGUGAGCUGCAAAGCAAAUUAUCAUCCACCUUGAAACAAGAUAUAUGUACUCGGUGGAACUCCACGUACGAUACUAUUUGGUCAAUAUAUCUAAACUACGAUGAUGUUCAGGAAAUUUUAUUGAAUCGAAAUGAAGAAAAAUAUCUAAGUGGCAUUGAUCGUUAUCUAAUUAAAGACAUUACUGAUCUAUUAUCUGUGUUUAAAAUAUGCAGCGAAAAGCUGUCUGCCGAUGAUAAUCCUACGUUGCAUGCGGUGUUGCCAUGGUUCGUCAAGUUAAAAAAGACUUGCGAGCCAAGAAGCACAGAUAAGUUAUAUGUUAUUCAAUUGAAGAAAGCAUUAUUAGAAAAACUCGAUGAAAAAAUCUGGAUCACAGAUAUUCAUUAUAUUGCUACGUUUUUGCAUCCGGAAACGAAAUCACUUCCAACGUUAAGUCAUAGUGAACGUAAUAAGGUCGUACAAUCGGUUAAAAAAAUGCUAAAAACAGUUGGACUUGAUGAAAACUCAGCAGAUACAAUAAUAGUAACUGAUAAUGAUAAAAUUAAAAGAAGAAGAAACAAGCGAGCAAAACGUGCCGAUAUUACAGUGGAUGAUGUUUUAAAAGAAUUUGCUUCGAAUGAUAAUUCAUUAACAGAUAGUGACAACGACGUAUAUGAUGAAGUACUUGAAUAUAUGAAGAGUAAAGUGAUUUAUGGAAAAGGGGAAGAUGUGUUAUCAUGGUGGAAAAAAUAUUCGUGA
Rotaria socialis is the source of this 1575-nucleotide messenger RNA. NCBI's taxonomy places the organism in Eukaryota, Metazoa, Rotifera, Eurotatoria, Philodinida, Philodinidae. The record is from the annotation of a GenBank genome assembly.